Molecule: messenger RNA, 3466 nt
Organism: Staurois parvus
Lineage: Eukaryota; Metazoa; Chordata; Amphibia; Anura; Ranidae
Source: the annotation of a GenBank genome assembly
CUAGCUGAAGCUGCAGGAUCGUUCUUUGGUGCCCAGAGAUGUUGUACACAGAAUUGGAAUAAAGGACAGUCAAUGUGGCACAGUUGUCGAUGUAAAUAUAGAAUGUAUGGUGAAACUGGUGGGGACCAACUGCUUUCUGCACUCAGUCAACAGCAAAGAUUUAAAGCACAUCUGGCCCAUCAUGUACGGAGAUUAUAUUGCCUACAACUGCUGGUUGGGAAAAGUUUUUGAUCUCAAGAACCAAGUUGUCUUAAAGCUAUCAAAUGGAGCCAGAUGUUCAAUGACCACCGAAGAUGCUUCUAAAUUAUAUGAUGUUUGUCCCCAUGCAAGUGAUUCGGGUCUGUUUUUUGAUGACUCUUAUGGGUUCUAUCCUGGUCAAGUGCUUAUUGGCCCUUCCAAAGUCUUUUCUAAUGUCCAGUGGCUGUCUGGCGUGAAGCCAGUCCUGAGUGCCAAGAGCAAAUUCCGCGUGGUUGUUGAAGAGGUACAAGUGACAGAGGUGAGAGUAAGGUGGAUAACCAAAAGCUUUUGUCUAGGAUGUACACAGUCUAUGGACCCACCACCUAAUGUUAUUACCCAGGAGAAUGUGCACAAGGUGCAGAGGCUCGGCCCGUUUGAUCACACCCAGAGGCAGCUGGGAGAGAGGUGCUUGUACAUCUUUCCAACCAUGGUGGAACCCACUAGAAUCCUGUGUGAGAGCCUGGAGAAGAAUUGCUUACUUGGGGAAGUAGCUAGCACCAGAAGGGGAGACAAGUUUCGGGAAAAGCAAAUAGUAAAAAUAAUUGCAUGUACACAAGACUCCUCAAACCCAGCAGAGCUAUUCAAGAGACACUCUACUCUAGCAUCUGAAGUGACUGAGAAAGGCAGUAAACAGAACGAGGCUACCAAUGGAAAAGAAUUGUCAAAAGCUCCAGCCCUUGAAGAGUGUUCUGCACAGGACCAGCUGCUGGGCAACAUCCAGGAGAUGUUCCAGGACUUCCCACUUCAGGCCAAUGAACAGGAUGCAGACGACGAGGCUGCUGAAGACACAGAUGACACAAGCUCUGUGACGUCUUCUGCCAGCUCGACCACCUCCUCAAAAAGUGGCAGUGGGGCCAGCCGUAAGAAGAGCAUUCCUCUGUCCAUACGAAACUUAAAGAGGAAGCACAAAAAGAAGAAAAAGAGCAAGGUCUACAGAGAGUUUAAGCCAGGGGACAGGGUGGCAGUUGAAGUGAUCACUACAGUGACUACUGCAGAUGUUAUGUGGCAAGAUGGCACUUUAGAAAUGAACAUUAGGUCUAACGAACUGCUUCCCAUCCAGCAUUUGGAUAAUAAUGAGUUUUGUCCAGGCGAUUUUGUGGUGGAUAAAAGAGCCCACACUGUGCAUGAUGCCAGUGUAUAUGGUAUAGUCCAGUCUGGAGACCAUACAGGGCGUACGUGUGUGGUGAAGUGGAUCAAGCUGAAUUCUGAAGGAGAUGAUGUUGAGGUUGUGGGAGAAGAAGAGGAUGUCAGCGUAUAUGACAUAGCUGAUCAUCCAGAUUUCCGUUUUCGAACUACAGAUGUUGUCAUACGUCUUGGUGGCACAGAGAUUGAUGUUCUUCCAGAUGGUACCCAGCCCUCAGUGGGACAAGUGGCUCGUGUAAACACCGAGAGCAAGAUAGAAGUUAUUUGGGCUAACAACUCUAGGUCCAUUCUUCUUCCAACGCAAUUGUACAAUGUGGAGUCAGAGAUUGAAGAAUCCCUCUAUGACUCUGUAGGCAGCAGCUCCAGUGGUGCCUCCUCCGAUGAAUGGGAAGAUGACAGUGACAGCUGGGAGACGGACAAUGGCCUAACAGAAGAUGAAAACUCACGCCUUGGGGCAGAGGCCAUGGAGCAACCCCAAAACCAAACUGUUGCAUCAGAGCCCACAACACAAGCCGAAGUAGAAGAGCCAGAGCCGGGUUCUUCUGCAGCUGCAUUGGGGGUUCCAGGUCUUGUGGCCAAAGCGAAUGAGAAAGAAGGGAUUGUCAAGAGCUUUAAAGAAUUUAAGGAGGCUAUUAAGAUUCUUGAGAGCCUGAAAAACAUGACUGUAGAGCAGCUUUUGACUGGUUCUCCAACAUCACCCAUUGCUGAGCCAGAAAAAUUCACUAGAGAAAAGAAAUUCCUAGAUGAUAUCAAGAAACUGCAGGAGACUCUUAAGAAGACACUUGAUAAUGUGGCCAUUGCAGAGGAAGAAAAGAUGGAAUCUGCUCCAGAUGCUGAGAAAGAGGACAAGGAAGCACAGACGCCAGUCCGUUCUGAAUGGCCAAGUGACACCCCUGUACUGUGCCAGCAGUGUGGUGGCAAACCUGGUGUCAUAUUCACUAGUGCUAAAGGAGAGGUUUUCUCUGUGCUGGAGACUGCACCAGAGAGCCAUAGUUUUAAAAAACUAGAGUUCCAGGCGCCUGAAGCUAAGAAGUUCUUUAGCACUGUCCGUAAGGAGAUGGCUCUGCUCGCCACAUCCCUCCCUGAUGGUAUCAUGGUGAAAACGUUUGAAGACAGAAUGGACCUCUUCUCAGCAUUUAUAAAAGGACCCACACGUACUCCGUAUGAGGAUGGUCUAUUUCUGUUUGAUAUUCAGCUGCCCAAUAUCUACCCAGCUGUGCCUCCACUCUUCCGCUACCUUUCUCAGUGCAGUGGGAGACUCAACCCAAACCUAUAUGAUAACGGGAAAGUGUGUGUCAGUCUACUGGGCACCUGGAUUGGAAAGGGAACUGAGAGAUGGACAAGCAAAUCCAGCCUUCUCCAGGUACUAAUAUCCAUACAAGGCCUUAUACUGGUAAACGAGCCUUAUUACAAUGAGGCUGGCUUUGACAGUGACCGUGGUCUGCAAGAAGGUUAUGAGAACAGUCGUUGCUACAACGAGAUGGCUCUGAUCAGAGUUGUACAAUCUAUGAUACAGAUGUUGAGGAGACCUGUGGAAGUCUUCCAACAGGAGAUCAUGGAGCACUUUCAAAGCAGCGGCUGGCGUUUAGUUCACAGGAUAGAGACCUGGCUAGAAACCAAUUCCAUGGUAGAAAAGGGAGGUGAGUUGUCUAAUGGCCAGGAGCACCCUUGCAUUGUACCAUACAGCCCCUCUGAGCAAGAAAUCACACCAGAGCCUUCCUUAAGUUCUAAGGAUUUGGACGAUUCUGGUUGUGGAGCCUCCACCCUAUCACCUGGAGAGGCUCCUCAGUGUUCUGACUUGGAGGGCAUGGGUAAGGGGGCCUCAAGUAACACCUGUAGCCCUGCUGAGGAACUACGAGGGGCAACUGGAGGAGUGCAGCCAAGUGUGAAACCAAAGAAACGCAGGAAGAGCUAUCGUAGUUUUCUGCCUGACAAACGAGGAUACCCUGACAUUGGCUUCCCAUUGUUUCCCUUGUCUAAGGGCUUUGUGAAAAGCAUACAAGGUGUUCUAGCGCAAUAUAAAGCUGCUCUCUUGGAAGCUGGCAUCUUGGAGCCCCGUGGGGCCAGACUGACAUUACCGUUGUAG